This is a messenger RNA of Penicillium atrosanguineum, 1617 nucleotides long. RefSeq names its product putative carboxylesterase. The record is from RefSeq and is a predicted model, not a curated record. The transcript is spliced from 3 exons. NCBI's taxonomy places the organism in Eukaryota, Fungi, Ascomycota, Eurotiomycetes, Eurotiales, Aspergillaceae. The coding region runs from base 1 to 1617 and encodes 538 amino acids.
AUGGAAACUACUCGUCGUCCAUUUACCCUCUCCCUCGCACAGCGCGGCGUCAUCCAGGGCUCCACUAUCUCCGCCGGUUCGGAAUUGUGCCACUACUUCGGCGGCGUGCGAUAUGCUCUCCCGCCACUACAACGCUGGCGCCGUGCCCGCAAACUUCCAUCGUCCUUUACUUACGGCAGUAAAGACGCACCUGGUGUAUGCGACGGUGGAGCGGGAUUAUGUCCGCAGCCCGGGUUCCUGGACCUCUCGCCAGAGAAGCCUGAAGCAUGGGACGAGGAUUGUUUCCAGUGUAACGUGUGGGUGCCCACGGGAACACCUCCGCGCGAUGGAUGGCCGGUGAUGAUAUUCAUCCAUGGUGGAUGGCUUCAAUUCGGCUCGCCGAAUGGCUUCAACGCUGCGGCACUGAUUGGCGAGACGGAGUUCAAGGCUGUCUUUGUUCUGCCUGCAUACCGAGUCAACUUGUUCGGGUUCUUGUACUCUGCGGAACUUGAGCAGGAUGCUGCGGAUGUGGGGGAGACUGUUGGCAACCAAGGAUUCUGGGACCAGAGACUCGCUUUGGAAUGGACGAAGGAGAAUAUCAGUUUAUUCGGUGGAAACCCCGAUCAGAUCACCAUUUCUGGAUACUCCGCGGGCGCAAACUCCGUCUUCCACCAACUCGCCUACGACCUUCGCCAACCAAUCGCCCACUCCAUCGUCCGCCAGGCCGUAAUCUACUCCAACAGCCCAGCCGUCCAACCUAAAUCCCCCACCGAAACACAACCUCAGUUCAACGAACUCCUGACAGCCCUCUCAAUCCCACUCUCCCUCUCCGCAACCGAAAAACUCGCUCGUCUCCGCUCCCUCUCCUCCAAAACCCUACUCGAUGCAAGCAAAACAAUAACCAUCCACCAAUUCCGCCCAACAACAGACGGUUCCUUCAUCCUGCCCACCCUCUUCACGUCGCUAGACAACGGCACCUUCGCCCAAUCUCUACUAUCCCGAAAUAUCCGCCUCAUACUAGGCGAAUGCUCUGACGAACGCUUCCUAUACGCAACCUGGUUCCCACCAAAGGAGAAUACCCUCUCAGCACUACGCACCCGCUUAAUCGCAGAUUACCCAACCCACAUCGUCGACGCAGUCCUACCACUCCACUACCCCAAUGGAACCCUGCCACGGGGUAUAAAGAACUGGGACGAAGAUGCCUGGGGCCGUAUCUACGCCGACAUGCAAGUCUACCAUAUGCAGCGCGGACUUGUUCACGCGUUGACAUGUAAUACUGGCGGGGUUGAUGCGUCGGCGCUGAUUCAUAGGUAUAGGAUUGAGUUCCGGGCGGAGUGUAUGAGAGGAAUUCCGGCUGAGUGGGGGGUUACGCAUUCGAGUGAUUAUCCGUUGUGGUUUUGGGGGAAUGGUGAUGUUUUGACGGAGAAGGAGAAGAGAGGUACUUGGGUGGCGCUUGUCGGGCCAUUGAGUAGGUUUGUGAAGGGGGAGGAGGAGUUUGGGUGGGGGGUUAGUGGGAGGGGGGUUAGGGUUAUGGAGAAGGACGGCGGGGUUAAGAUUAAGGGGGAUGAGCUUUGGGAGGAGGGUGUUAGGGUUUGGAAGAGAGUUAGGGAUGUUGAUGGGGCGAGGGCGAGGCUUUGA